Messenger RNA from Linum trigynum, 1610 nucleotides. The record is from the annotation of a GenBank genome assembly. NCBI's taxonomy places the organism in Eukaryota, Viridiplantae, Streptophyta, Magnoliopsida, Malpighiales, Linaceae.
CUGCGAGAUUUCCAAAGAUAUGGCCUUGUUGAUUUUUUGUACUAGGAAGAAUAGUGGGACUAUGAACUGUGAACAAUUGGUGUGCUCUUUUGGGACAAAUGAAUGAACACAAAAACAAAAUGACAAUGGCUUGCCUUCAAUCAUUGAGUUUGACGUCAAAUACUGAAAGUUCUUGCUGUUUGUAAUGGUUCCUGUCUUUAGUGUUGUCCUUCUCUUAGUUGUCAAGACGGCAAGAUUUAAGAAUGAUAAAAAAAAAUUGAACCCAAGGUCUUUUCACCCAAGUCCGGUUCUUGUAAGAAAUUGCCACCUGAUGACAUAGGAGUGACAAUUCUCAUGAGUCAUGACUGAACAAUCAUGAUAAUUGAACCCAUUUUGGGGCAUGCUAAUGGAAAUCUCAUACAACACAGAUUGCAUGAGAGGAAACGAAAGCAGAAUUGCAGCACAGCUUGGAUUGCAUGCAGAAAUUUAAUCUGCAGGAAUUGUGCCAGAAGAAGAGAUGGGCUUUGCCAAGGUACUCUGCAAUGAAAGAUGGCCCAGAUCACAGUCCUCGCUUCAAGGCCUCUGUUUCCAUCGAUGGCCUCUCCUUCCACUCUCCUCCUUCAUGCAACUCCUUCAAACAAGCUCAGAAUGAAGCCGCCCAAGCCGCCUUCCGCCACUUCACUUCACCACCUCCGAGUUCUGAAGUACCAAGAGAUGGGCAUCACGAUCAGAAUGCUUUCAAUUCUGGAAAUGGCACUCUUGAGGUCCUUCAGGAUGGUGAAUCUGUAGCUGGGUUUUACAAGAAUCUGUUGCAGGAGCUAGCUCAGAGAGAAAGGCUCCCCCUACCAGUUUACAAGACUACGAAGAAUGGUCCCCCACAUCUUCCCACUUUCUUUUCCUCCUUGGAAGUGGGUGCAGAGAAAUUCCAAGGUGAAGCAGGGAAGUCCAAGAAGGAAGCCGAGAUGAAUGCUGCUAAGAUUGCCUACACCACUUUGAAACUCGCUUCCAACAAAUCUCUUGCACCCGAUUCUGUUGAAACUGAAGGUUGGAAAGAAGAGGUUAAAGAAGUAAUAAACUUGACAUCAGCUGAGGCAUCAAGGAGUUAUGAAGGAGUAGUCACAAAGAAGCAAGAGCCCUCCAAUUACUCCCACUCCCAGCUUGUGAACUCAGCAGUACAAAUCCCUUUCCCUUCUUCCAUUGCCAGCCAACCAAAGAAAGCAAGGAGUGAGUUGAUCCUCAACAAGGUCAGGGUCUAUUCCUCAUACCCAGAUAUUGAAUUCCCUCGAGGAGUUACAGUCAUGCCAUUUGAUGACGACCGAUGGGUUGCUAUCAGCUUGGAGCUCCCUGAUCAACUAGCAUAGUGUUAGUUAUUUGAUAAUUACCUUUCAUGUCUUUUGAUCACCAUCUCCGUCUCUCUAGCAUUGAAGUUAAGAGUAUCUAUCAUUCUACUUCUAUGCCCGUUGAAUUAUAUCACCUAGUAGCUGUUAGUCUGCGGUUUUGCUGCCAAGUAUAAAUGCUCUGUAUUAGACUAUAUCUGAAGAUGAAAGAGGGGGGUUCUUAAGCUAGUCAUUUUGAGUUCAUCAGGAUUUGGGCACAAAUGGCUGGUGCAACAACAAACUCAAAGUUGUGCC